CAUCACAUCCCAAUGAAAAUUUCAAGUGAGCUGUGAAAAUUAUAAAAAAAAGAAAAAAAUGUUAAAUAAACAAAAAAAAAUGCACUUUUCAGAAAAUAAUCUAGGAUUGUCUGAGGCGUAUCUGGGAUUCUUUGCUGAUAGUAAUAGUGUUCAAUGGUACCGUGGAAUGUCCCAAGUCCAGACCGGAGCCUGCGACCGGCUCCUUCACGCUCUGCGGGACGACAUGGAGCAGGAGUCCACUUACCGUGUGCGUCGCUGCAUCACCCAGCUGGGACUGCAUCCUCUGGUCAAGUCCUCCCAUAUCAGGGCCAUUAUGACGAUCAGCCAAGGGAAUGACCUGGCCUUCCUGUGGUUUCUAUGGGAGUCGGCUUACAAGAAGCCACGCACAGACCAUGACCCGGAAACGCCGCCCUACUCGGUCAACGAGCAACUGCUUCUAUCGGGGAUAGCCUACCUGGACAUGCCGGCCACCCUCCGGGCCCUGGACUCGCUGCUUCCGCCACCCUCCCAUUCAACAAAGUUCGUGCAAAAAACUGAAGCGCGGAAGACCUCGAUCAAGGUCCGCCAGCCUAAGAAAAGGGAGUACGCCUCUCCCUACUUCGCCCCACAGGUGAAGCCCCGCCAGUAUAUACCGCGGGGAAACAAUCGACCCUUCUUGCGCAAGUUGCGGUUUCCGGAGUACAAGAAGUAUUUGGAUGGGUCGGAGAGAGUCCCCAAUGAGAACCGCUGGUUCGCCCAAUACCAGUUGUGCCCCGCCAAGAGGAUAAUCAAAAAACUGCUCGAAGAUGAGCUCAAUAGGCUGACCCUUGAUCCCGUCUUGAUCGCCAGUGACGGUCAGAAGCAGAGCCCUCUGUGCGAAACCCAUCAGUUCCUUGAGGAGGUCGUCAAUGCGGAGCGCCAGAAGAAUGUCCACAAGGUCCUGCAGCGCUGUCUCUCCCAGCUGGAUAUUCCGGGGGCGCAGCUGAAGGCUCGUCGGAAGCGCAUUGUAAAGCAAAUGGAGGAGGAUAUGGACUAUGCUGCAGACAGGAUCCGCGGAAACUCUAUGAGAUUACAUUCCCAUGUGAAGACUUUUCGUGAAUUUAAUGAGGAGUGUCUUAUGUGCAAUCACGAUGUCAGUGUGCCAACCGGGAAGAUCAACAAAAAGGCAAAUCUCUCAAUGCUAUUGGGUCUCGGACACGAAGCGGUCCCCAAGGUCCAUACUUAUCCCAUGAUGACGGAUGACCUUCUCAAAGUAAUGCUCAUCAACAACGAUAAGGACCUGGCUAAGACUGGAGACUGUAAGCUCAUCCGUGGAGAUUGUGUCGGUGUGGUACCCAGAACGAUGGAUAUCGAUCAAGAUUUGCUGAAGAUAAGAUCCCGAAGCACCUCAAAGUCCCGUAAUAAAGGAAAGAGUAGGUCUAGAUCUAGGUCUAAGUCAAGGUCAAGGUCUAGGUCUAAAAAGAAAAAAAAGCCCAAAAGAAAGAAAUCCAAAGGUCGUCGCAAGAAGAAGGAUGUCGGCCAAGGGAUAAGUGGAUUUGAAACGCCGGCCAAUACCCUUCUCGAUGAGGGAAUGCCCAUAAAAGAAGAUCACUUUCCCAAACUAGCCGACCUCAUACCCUAUUGCAGUAAGACGUUGAUGUGCGUGAAGCGGAAAAAAGUACAAGAUCCGGAUGAGGAGACUUUCGUGACCCGGAACCAGAUCCGGGGAGAGCUUGAGUUUGAUUACGAAAAAAUUUUUAAAGUACCAGGCAUUCCGGAGCAACACCUACCUUGGGAGGACGAGCUGCCCGAUCUGGAGGACAAGCAGCCCCUGAUUGAAAACUGUUGCAUUUCCGCCUUGAACGAAGGCAAGAUCCAGUUGGGGAAGGAGAGUAACCGGGACGGAAGCCUUCCGCCAGUUUUGAGGGCAGCCGCCAAUUGUGCCGUGAACACGUUCCGCGAGUACCUCGACGAGGUGCACCGGGGGACGCGAGCGUCCCCUCAAGGAGACACCCCUGUUGAGCUCAUCGAUCCGAACAACAAGCAGCAAAUCGAGAAGCUAUUGAAAGUCGCCCUGGAAGAGCUCUCGCACAAUCCCCACUACGUUCUGGCCUCGUUCCCCAAUGCCCACAAACUGCCAAUGCUGCUCGACUGGGUGGCAGAUCGAUAUGGCAAGACCUUCUCGCGGGAGGAGAUGCAUGCCCUGGUGAAGGCGGCAUUCCGUAUCUACGAGAGCAUCUACCAGGGCGAGGAGCGAAACCAGCAGAACGCUCUGAAGUUAAAGAAGGAAAUGAUGGUCCUGAGCAGCUCGGGCUAUGUCACCUAUCACCGUUUCCACGAAUUCGUAUGCCAGGCCAAGCGCAUGAAGGCCGAAUAUCAUGGAAAGCUAAACCAGUUGGCUUUGGAGCAAUCCCGCCUCACCUGGCUGGCUCUGCGCGGCUACUCCCACCUGGGCGGUCACAUCAAGGACACCUUCUUUGCCUACAUGCCCGCCAGGAUGCACGAUCUGAAGCGCCAGCACGUUUGGAGAUCAUCUGAUUACCGCGACAUGGUCCAACACAGGGUAACAUCACAGAGGAGGCGAGCUGCUUGAGAUGGAGACGUUGAAUUUCAGAAUUGGAGAACAGAACACAGCAUUGUGAUCUGUCUUUAAUCCUGCCAUUCGGAUGCUCCAUUAUCUUGUGUGUUUUGUUCCGAAAGGGCAUCAGAUCAGAUUUUCAGCCUGCUUUGCGGCUGGGGCGGGGGAGGUCCUUUUGGGAAAAACAUUCAAUCGAAUGGGGAAACAUUCGCCAUUCGAGGGCAACUACUUAUGUAAACCAAACAAUGUAUAAUCCCAAUUAAAAAUGCUGAUGCCCAACUAAAA
Drosophila ananassae is the source of this 2821-nucleotide messenger RNA. RefSeq lists its product as uncharacterized. The transcript has a single exon. NCBI's taxonomy places the organism in Eukaryota, Metazoa, Arthropoda, Insecta, Diptera, Drosophilidae. The coding region runs from base 59 to 2551 and encodes 830 amino acids. The record is from RefSeq and is a predicted model, not a curated record.